AUGGAUAUGAUUAAAUCAUUUAGGAAAAAUAAAAGACUGUCAAGUUCAUCGACUUCACCAAAAAAAACUAUAUCUAGAGUAUCAUCAUCAUCUAUAACUACACCAGAAUCAGUAAGUGAAAUUCUACAAUCUCCAAAAAAAGUUAUAAAAGCUUUAUAUGAUUAUAAUCCACAAGGACCUGGGGAAUUAAAAUUUCAAAAAGGAGAUUUUUUUCAUGUUUGUAUUGAUAAUGAAAAUGAUCCAGAAAUAAAACAAGCUGAAGAAAAUGGUUGGAUACAAGCUACUAAUCCAAUGUCAAAUGUAAAAGGUAUGGUACCUUUAAGUUAUUUUGAAGUUUUUAAUAGAUCUAGACCAACUACAUCAUCAAGUCAGAAUAGCCUGCAACAAGCAGUCCCAAAAAGAAAUUCAAACCAAACUUUAUAUGCUGUAACAUUCUAUGAAUUUAAUGCUGAAAGAGAUGAUGAAUUAGAUAUUUUACCUGGAGAAAAUUUAAUAAUUUGUGCUCAUCAUGAUUAUGAAUGGUUUAUUGCAAAACCAAUUAAUAGAUUAGGUGGUCCUGGUUUAGUUCCUGUAAGUUAUGUUAAAAUUAUUGAUUCAAUGAACCCUAGUGCAAAUAUAAAUAUAGAUACAACAAAUCGUGAUCAAGUUUAUAAACUAAUAAAUAAUUUAAAAAUUCCAACAGUUGAACAAUGGAAAGAUCAAACUGCUAAAUAUCAAGCAUCAACAAUACCUUUAGGUAGUAUAUCACAAAAUAAAACACCACCAGUAUCAGCACAAUCACAAUAUUUUGAUGGUCAAGUAAAUAAUAAUAAUAAUUCAAUAGAUUCAAAUAGAAGUUCAUUAACUUCAACAAAUAUAAUAGAAGCAAAUGUGGAUCUGUAUCAAUUAGAUCAUGGUAGAUAUCAAUAUUUAGUAACUGCAAAAUUAUCAAAUGGAAAAAUUAGGUACUUGUACCGAUAUUAUCAAGAUUUUUAUGAUUUACAAGUUAAAUUAUUAGAAUUAUUUCCCUUUGAGGCUGGUAAAAUUGAAAAUUCAAAAAGAAUCUUACCUUCAAUACCUGGUCCAUUAAUUAAUGUGAAUGAUUCAAUAUCAAAGUUAAGAAGAGAAAAAUUAGAUCAUUAUCUAACAAAUUUAAUUGCAUUACCACAACAUAUAUCUAAAUCAGAAGAAGUAUUGAAGUUAUUUGAAGUUUUAGAUAAUGGAUUAGAUAGAGAAUCAGAAUUAUAUCAAAGAAGAAUAAGUAAACCUAUAAGUCAAAAAUCAAAUUCUCAUCAAGAUAGAUUAUCACAAUAUUCAAAUUUAAAUAGAACUUCAGAUCCAAUAUUAAAUGAAACAAAUACAACAAGAUCAAGAGAAGCUUCCACUGUAUCCUUGUCUGAUCCUUCAACAAUUCAAAAAUUUAAAGUUAAAUUUUAUUAUGAUGAUGAUAUUUUUGUAUUAUUACUACCUAUAAAUCUUAGGUUACAAGACCUUAAAACAAAAUUGUUUAAAAGGUUAGAAUUAGAUGAUAUGAAACAACAUAAUUUUCAAGAUUUAAAAACCCCCAAUUCAAUACAUUUAUUUCUCAAAAAUGAUUUUGAAGAUUUUACAAAAGAGAAUAAAAUAGAUAUUGAUAAUUUUCAACCAAUUUAUUAUCAAGAUAAAUUAAAAGAAUUUGAAGUUGAUGAUGAUGAGAAAUUUCAUGGUGUAUUAUUUGAGAAAUGUAAAUUAAUGAUUAUAGUUGAUUAG
Messenger RNA from Insectozyma verbasci, 1728 nucleotides. NCBI's taxonomy places the organism in Eukaryota, Fungi, Ascomycota, Pichiomycetes, Serinales, Debaryomycetaceae. The record is from the annotation of a GenBank genome assembly.